This is a messenger RNA of Rhipicephalus microplus (southern cattle tick), 3901 nucleotides long. RefSeq names its product oxidative stress-induced growth inhibitor 2. NCBI's taxonomy places the organism in Eukaryota, Metazoa, Arthropoda, Arachnida, Ixodida, Ixodidae. The record is from RefSeq and is a predicted model, not a curated record.
UGCACGAGUGGUCUUCUUGCUGGAGCAACGAUCCCGCCUGCCGGGAAUCCAGCAGGAAAGACGCGCGUGUUUCAACACGUUACGCUCACACGCCGGUUCGCGCAGUUGUCUUCAUCUGACGCGCGUGUCGCCUUGCGGAGGAGAGGGAAGUGAGCGGCCGCCGCUCCGACGUGCGGCGCCAAUGAAUGGCGAGCUUCGUGGCUGUUCGCUCGAUUGGAGCUGCUGCCCGCACCGUGGAAGACCGCUUUGGAUGCUCGUCGCACGUGCAUCAGGGAUCUCAGGAAAUUCAAGGCGUACGUGUAGAUAUGGCCGUCUACAAGGAGGUUGUUGUUAUUGGCAAUGGGCCAUCGGGCAUCACCAUGUCAUACUUCCUGGCUGGUAAUUGGCCGUACUACGCACCUGGUGCCUGUCACCCAAACCCGUACCUACAUGCAAGACUUGAAGAUAAUCGAGAUCUUUCUCUAGUUGAACAGGACCUCUCGUCAUUGAGCUCUGGCCUCGAGGGACGCUCGUGCAACCCGGUGUCGUUGCUCUUAGACACCUUGUGCCAUCCCGAUGCUGAUCUUGGCUCUGACGAGCCUUCCACUCUGAGUUGGGUUCACGAUUCAUCCAAAGCACUGGACCACGUUGUCAUUGGCAGUGGUCCACCAGGAGGCAGUUGGCAGACCAGUUCCCAGCGCUUGGAGGAAAAGGUGAAGCUUUCCCUGGAACGGCACGGUGGCUCGGCGGAGGAGGCGACGCAUUGCCCAGAACUGCACGGUGCUGCCUUCUGCGUGGAAGAGACAUGCAGCACAGAGUCACAGAGUCAUAUAAAAAGUAUGAUUCUGGAGAAAACAUUGCAAAGGAAUAUACCAGCAGCUGGCCACUACGAUUCGCCAAGACGACUGAAUAUUCCAGGAGAAGACUUGCCUUUUGUGUCUCAUGAUUUGGGACGGCUGGAAGUUCUCUUGCGUGACACCAAGAGUUCCAUCAAGAAAUUAGCUGUUGUAGGGAGUGGGCUGUCAGCCGCAGAUGCUGUAAUUGCGGCACGUUUCCAUGGUGUUGAUGUUUGUCAUGUGUUUCGCAAAAAGGUGGAUGAUCCUGAUCUGGUAUUUAACCAGCUGCCACGGUCCAUGUAUCCAGAGUACCAUAAGGUACACCAGAUGAUGUCCUCAGCUGAGCAUUACCCGGGCUACAAAGCAUAUGCCCAUUGCCAAGUGUGCUGCAUCCACAGUGACGGCCGAAUAGAAUUAGAUUCGCACUCAGACAUUCGAGAUGUCUCCCACGUGCUGGUACUGAUUGGAUCCCACCCAAACCUUGACUUUCUGCCUUUGGCAGGCACACAGCUAGGCCUUGUAGCUGGGCUGCCUGUAGACUGCAGGGCUAACCCAAUUCAAAUUCAUCAAUACACUCACGAAACUGAGGCUCUCGAAGGAAUCUAUGCUCUUGGGCCUCUUGUUGGGGACAACUUCGUACGAUUCCUUCAGGGGGGUGCUCUAGCUGUGACGGCACAUAUUUGGAGGAGUGUGGGUGGCACCUAAGCCUCUCUGGUGUACAUGAGGUAUGGAAACAAGGCCGCAAAAGCUACGCGAAUCCUUGUGAGCUGAGCUGUAUAACAACGAUGGCUCUCAUGUUGCUACCUGCUGUUGUUUGUGACCUUAUGUUUAUGGGCCAAUUACCAUGGGGCAGCUCUGCCCUGACAAGCGUUGCAGCCCAGUCAUGGUACAAAGUGGUUUCUGACCAAUUUAGGAGCUAGUCUGUAAUUUUUAUCUAUAUAGUAUGUUUACUGCUGCUUGUCAGUUUUUGCUGUGCACGCCACAGGGGAAUUCAUUUUUUUAAACUGUUGCGGUUGCCAUUUUAGUUAAGUAGCACAUCGUGACUUUCGUUACUUUUUUAAUAUUAGAAACGUAUUUUAAAUACUAUAGUGUAGGUGCGUACCAUUUGUGAUCUUUGUAGUAAUGUUAUUUAAUUCAGGUUUACGCUGUCACUAUAGCACAGGUCUGAUAAAAUUUGGAUCACAAUGGUUUCGAGAUACUACAAAUGAUAUACAAGAUUACCCCGAUUCACUUGUUUGUUAUCAUUUCUACGUUUAUUUAUUUUUCAUGCAUAUCAAUUUCUACGCACAGAUAGAUGCUCCAAUUCACUAAACUCGAAAAGCAUCCUUUUCGCAAGGUGUUUACAUGUGUUAAUCCUUAUAUACAUCGCUGGUCUUGUAGUCCUGCAACAUAUAUAGCUGCACUGUGCAUAUUCAUUGUUCACUGAAAAAUCUUGUACAUUUGUCAUAGGUAAAGUUACAAGUUGUACUACACCUACAUUUAUAUAUAUAUUGCAUAAUUACGUACAAGAUGGAAUGUGAUAACAGUGUCACUUAUAAACCAGUGCUCAUUUUCUGUAGUAGUUUCAUAAAAAAUGCUUAAUGAGUAUAGGUAUACAUGUAUUACAUUGGUAUUAGAGUUGGUUAAGCCGCCCGUGGUAGCUGAAACAGUUUUUGUUUUUUUGUGUGUGUGCAUGGAUGCAUGGAUGUGCACAUGUAUCACGUGCAUGCAUACCUGCACAGUGGGUCAUGUUGAUAAUUAUAUAAAAUGUAUCAUUCUCUAUAUGGUGCUUCGCACUGUCACAGGAAUUUGGUUUUCUGAAGCAAAAAGUAUUGCAGAAUCUACACAUACUAACUUGACUGAGAAUUGUAAUUGCUCUGAAGCUUCUCGUAUAUAGUUUUCAUAUCACCUGCUCAAAAGGUAGGGUGUAUUUGCAUUACAUUGUGACAGUAGCAGAUCACUUGUACAUCACUGAAACACUUUCCUGGUCAAGUUGUUGUAUCUUUAAGCUGAUCAGCAGUGUUAAAGUACUACAUAACUUCAAGGAGAACUGUGAUACAGACUUAUAACAUCAUUUUUAUAGUGUUUGAGCCUGCCUGGAGCUGCGCACAGUCUAUAGUGCUACCAGCUGUGACAUUCAGCAGUGGGAGAAACAUGCUUACAGCCAGCACUAUGUACGGGAAGAAUUUUUUUUUGUGCUGAUUAUUAUGUCUGCAGCUGUGGCGUGAACAAUGUAGUUGUGAAUGUAGGUUCAUCUGGAGCACCUUUACAUCAUAAGCAAUUUUUGAAAUUUCUUUCUUAAAGUAAGGAGCUGCAUUUCUAGUAUUUGGAUAAAACUGCAGGUAUGAACUUUGUUUGAUAAUGGGCUAAAGUGAACAUGAUUGAGCCUACAUUUAACCUAGCUGUACAUACAGCUUAGAAUCUUGUGAAAUUGUGGACAUUGUUAAAUAAUGUUCCAAUGUUUUGUCUGUCCUGUAGUCCACCGUCAGAAUGAGGUAAUGUCAAUAUAAAGUCAUGAAACAGGUGACUGAACUUCAAACAUGACAGAAACGCUGUCAUUUUGUAUUGCUGCAAAUGCACCAGCUGCCUGAGCUACACAGUUUAUAUAACCAAAGCAACAUCACCAUUCUGUAAAUGUCUGGCCUUUGAUUUUGUGGUGCAACACACAGAGCACAUUUUCACAUCAAAACCUUUCAUACACAUCAGCAUGAUUCACUUUUUCUUUAGCUUAUGUAAUGCUACUGUUAUUAUGCUAAUCAUGAGUUGUAAGAAAAAGGUAUACCAACGGACAUAAUUGUUGUAUGUGUCACGUUAAAUUAUUUUCUGUCUAAAGAAAAUGUCACAACCAGUUAUCUUUUAUGCUACGUUGGAAAUUGUUCUUUCCAAAAAUACCACCUCCCCACUUUUUGCCUUUAUUUCAUUAAUUCUGGUUAUGUAGCACAACCUAGAACACCCAAGUUUGGUGGACUCAUGAACACAAUGCUUCAGCUGUAGUGGUUCCUAGUAAACCCACAGAUCUCACAAAGCAGUCGUUCUGCAUUUCUUUUUUUAUCUGUUUUUCUUUUAGCAUGGAGAAAAUAAAAUUUGACUGCUCUUGCCAUUGCAUG